Molecule: messenger RNA, 1924 nt
Organism: Olea europaea var. sylvestris
Lineage: Eukaryota; Viridiplantae; Streptophyta; Magnoliopsida; Lamiales; Oleaceae
Product: probable tRNA N6-adenosine threonylcarbamoyltransferase
Biological process (GO): tRNA threonylcarbamoyladenosine modification
Cellular component (GO): EKC/KEOPS complex; cytoplasm
Source: RefSeq, a predicted model, not a curated record
AUGAGUGAAACGAAGUUGGUCUACAAUAGUUUUGUUAGGAAACUUUUCUAUGAGAAACAUAAACUUGAGCAAAUUAUCCCAUUUCCUAUCUUUCAACUAAUAGAAGCAUUGCUUUUUAAACGUUUUCCUAAGACAUUAGGAAAAUCAUUUCUAUCACUGCAUCUCAUGAAAGAAUAUAAUGAACAUGAAAGAAUCCGGGAACUAUCCUUACUGCUUUUAAUGGCUAAAAAUCGAGCUGCAACCUUUGAAAAGCAAGCUGCAACCUAUAAAAGGCAACUGGAUAUGAUUUGUCAGCACACUUCUCGAAAGCUGUUUGAUGAAGUUAACAUUGCUUCAGCUGCACAUUUUGAUGGAAGUGGAUUUAGCACAAAUGUCCACUGUGUGUUGGAAUCACUCCAAGGAGUUAAUGUGGAACCUGGAAUCUCUCCAAAGAACCAAUUAACCACGGGAAAGGGGCUUGGAAUCUCUCCAAGGCACCCUUUCUUGGAAUCUCUCCAAGGAAUUACAAGAAUUCUGGGGAGUCUCCUUUUCUUCAGCAAUUAUACCAGGAAUAUUUGCAUCAAGGAGGCUCAAAUUACAACUGAUGAGAUUGACUGCCUAUGCUACACCAAAGGCCCUGGCAUGGGUGCACCACUUCAGGUCUCAGCUGUGGAGCGCAUGCUAUCGCAGCUUUGGAGGAAACCGAUUGUUGCUGUUAAUCGCUGUGUAGCACAUAUUGAAAUGGGUAGGAUAGUGACUGGGGCUGAAGACCCAGUUGUCUUGUAUGUGAGUGGGGGGAACACUCAGGUUAUUGCAUACAGUGAGGGCCGCUAUCGAAUAUUUGGGGAUACAAUUGAUACUGCUGUUGGGAAUUGCUUGGACAGGUUUGCUAGGGUUCUGACUUUGUCUAAUGAUCCCAGCCCAGGCUACAACAUUGAGCAGCUUGCAAAAAAGGGCUCACAAUUUAUAGACCUUCCGUAUGUUGUAAAACGAAUGGAUGUUUCUUUCAGUGGAAUAUUAAGUUAUAUUGAAGCCACUGCUGAAGAGAAGCUUAAAGCUAAUGAAUGCACACCUGCAGAUUUGUGCUACUCCCUACAGGAAACAUUGUUUGCAAUGCUUGUGGAGAUCACGGAGCGGGCCAUGGCACAUUGUGACAAGAAGGAUGUGUUAAUUGUUGGUGGAGUGGGAUGCAAUGAGCGGUUGCAAGAGAUGAUGCGAAUUAUGUGCUCUGAAAGGGGUGGGGCAUUAUAUGCAACUGAUGACCGUUACUGUAUUGACAAUGGGGCAAUGAUUGCUUAUACAGGGCUACUUGCUCAUGCUUAUGGCAUGUCAAUUCUGCUUGAGGAAUCGACAUUCACCCAGCGGUUCAGAACGGAUGAAGUGUUAGCAGUUUGGAGAGGGGGGAAUCAUCUGAGGCAAAUGGUCUCACAAUAGAAAGUAACUAAUAUGUAACUUAUAGUAGCUUACAAGAUUGUCUUCUAGAAAAUCAAAGCUUGGAAGCAUGUAGCUAUGAUCUUGUAGAUCUAAUGUCCAUCUUAAGCGAAGUCAAGCAGUCUGUAUAUUUGGAGAUCCAAAAUAGUUUUUCCAGUACGUCUCAAUGAAGGUGCUGUAUGUUAAAAUUCAUCAUGGAUUUAAGUGAAUGUUAACUGUUAUUGAAACAUACUUGUCAUGUCGACGAGAUCUGGAGAUUGUUCGGCAACUGACAUUUAUGAACUUGCCACGGUGAUGAUUCGAAAAGUUGAAGCAACUAGUUUUGAAGUAUUGUGGAUUCUUUCAUGGUUGAUAUUAGCAUUCUUUAGAAAUGCAAGUCCAAUGGCUCCAACUUUAUAUUAUGUACCAAGACGGUUAACGCAUGAUAAUCAAAAUAUCAUUUUGUGCAAUGCCCUUGUUGAAAGUUGAAUUUGGGCAACUGAAAUUUCCAAUAAAGACGUAGUAUUUUGCUUCA